This is a messenger RNA of Plasmodium malariae, 552 nucleotides long. RefSeq names its product U3 small nucleolar ribonucleoprotein protein IMP3, putative (gene IMP3). Gene Ontology annotation, molecular function: structural constituent of ribosome; snoRNA binding; rRNA binding. The transcript has a single exon. Gene Ontology annotation, biological process: rRNA processing. Gene Ontology annotation, cellular component: small ribosomal subunit; small-subunit processome; Mpp10 complex. The record is from RefSeq and is a predicted model, not a curated record. Bases 1 to 552 code for a protein of 183 amino acids. NCBI's taxonomy places the organism in Eukaryota, Apicomplexa, Aconoidasida, Haemosporida, Plasmodiidae.
AUGAGAAAACUGAAAUAUCAUGAGCAAAAGUUACUAAAAAAGGUAAAUUUUUAUGAUUGGAAAAGAACGAAAAAUAUAAGGGAAGUAAAAGUUUUGAGAAGAUAUAUAAUUCAAGAUAGAGAAGAUUAUACAAAAUAUAAUAAAAUAUGUGGAUAUAUAACAAAAUUGGUUUCGAAAUUAAGACUAUUACCAGAAAAAGAUGAAUUCCGUAUUAAAAUGACUGAUGAAUUAUUAGAUAAAUUAUAUGAAAUGGGAAUAAUAAGUUAUAAAUCUAGUUUAGCUGAAUGCGAAAAAAUAUCUGUCUCCUCAUUUUGUAGAAGAAGACUAGCUGUAAUUUUGUUCAGGUUAAAAUUUGUUCAAAGUAUUCAACUAGCCAUAACAUAUAUUCAACAUGGAAAUAUAAGAGUAGGAAAUAAUGUAAUUAAUAAUCCAGCAUUUCAUAUAAAUAGAAAUUUAGAAGAUCAUAUAAAAUGGGCAGUUGGUUCGAAAAUAAUUAAGCAUAUACAAAAGCAUCAAGCACACAAUGACGAUUAUGAACUUUUAGGAAAUUAG